AUGAAGGAAUCACCACACACAGCCGAAACGAAAGCGCGCCGGUUUCUCCACUUUACAUUAUUUCAGGCACUCCACGGAGCGUUUGCGCGCAUGUAUUGGGAGAAGCGAGAAUGGGACAGACAACCUAAUCCGACGGAUCAUACGUUGCGUGAUUAUUGCAAUAUCUAA
Messenger RNA from Chondrus crispus (carragheen), 168 nucleotides. RefSeq lists its product as hypothetical. The transcript has a single exon. The record is from RefSeq and is a predicted model, not a curated record. Bases 1 to 168 code for a protein of 55 amino acids. NCBI's taxonomy places the organism in Eukaryota, Rhodophyta, Florideophyceae, Gigartinales, Gigartinaceae.